Molecule: messenger RNA, 3180 nt
Organism: Haliotis rubra (blacklip abalone)
Lineage: Eukaryota; Metazoa; Mollusca; Gastropoda; Lepetellida; Haliotidae
Exons: 7
Coding region: 1841-2470 (209 amino acids)
Source: RefSeq, a predicted model, not a curated record
AACAGGGCGCGACACAACUAAGACGACUACUGAUGUUUGUCAGUGUAUGUAGUUGUAACAACGGUGUGUAAGUGAAACAUAUUUCACCUGGCUGAUGUAAGAACAGACUUCCAAACGUCCUGUACCUGUCUUCAACAAAGAAGAACUUUUUCAAAAGCUUUGGGUUUGGGGUAGUUGUCUGUUGUCGCACAUGCAUGCCUUGUAGAAACAUUUAAUGGGAAUGUUUGUAUUUGUCGUCGAUGUUAACUACAUGUAAUACGACCUAUCUGUGUGACCACUGCUGUCCAGGUAUCCUGUGACAUUAGAUCUCAAAGUACGUGACGGUAUUUUCCUCAUUAGUAAGUGCAGUAGUUUCACAUUACCAUGCAAUGUGGUCCUUUUACAGAGGUAGAAAGAAAGAUUCACAACUGCUCCGCGGAUAACUUGCUUUGCUUCGCGGAGAAUUAUCAUUGAGGCGGCAAUGUUGUACUAUAUCAAUCUAGCCUUCAUAAAUGCCUCACUACUUCCUUGUUGACAACCCGAAUGUAUUUCAGAUAAGGCCUCAACUGCAUUUGUCGAUGACUAUUACUAGCAUAGAGUGUGUGGAGACACGUGAUCCUGUGUACAACACAAAAGUCAAAACAAACUCGAAAUUCCCCAAUUUAGGUCGCGGAAGGCUGGUAGAUAGGGAACCGUGCCGCGCGGUGUCCUCUUAGACAAGUGACCUGUUCGGAAUAUGUACAAGCUCGCACAACAGCAAAGGGAUACCUGGUAGAAUGACAGGGAAGUGUGUGUGUCAGUGUCGCUGAUAUCUAACAUGGAAAGACGCAGUAUAACUGGUGAGUGAGUAUACAUGUAUGUCGCUUCAGAAGUAUUAACACGUUCUACCCAUUGUACACAAGCAGUGAUCUAUUCUGUCUUUGGCUGGACUUUAAAUAAUUAUAACGCCAGGCUAUCCCACAGACAGAGUAGCAGUAGUAAUUUAUAGUAGUACCGGCAGUUUAACGCCGCACUACAGCUGCAUGACAGCGGUCAGUAAAUGCUCGAGUCUGGACCAGACAAUCCAGUGACCAACAGCAGGAACAUCGAUCUACGCAGUUGGAAUACGAUGGCAUGUGUCUACCAAGUCAACGAGCCUGACCAUCCGAUUCAGAAUAUGUUUUGCCUGAAAUUUAGUUGGACUGGUAGAGGUAAAAGUAACUAAGUAAAAAGUGAAUAAAUGAUAGACGAUUACGUAAUACAUCUCACUGCUUGAGGUGACGUGAAAUCGAAGGACACUUUUGCCAUGCAUAUGUAAUUAUACAUCAUCCCACUAAAAUGUGCCAGCUGGUCACCUGCUCUGCCCCACACGAAGGGACAGGUAAAUCUGGAGGUUUAGAAAACAGGAACACAGAAACAAGACAGUCAGUGUUUAGGGCCCUCUCCUAGUAGCUAGUAGCCAAGGAGAUUCAUAUCAUUUACACAAGGGAUUGCUUGAGUUGUUUACCUUAAGUGAGCAUUACACUUUAACAAGUCGCUAAGGGCUGAACAAAUCCUCAUUGUGCGAACUAUCUAUCGCACCACUCUUGAAAACGUGUUGGGUGAAUGCAUAUCGCGUUGUUAGUCACCUGUAGUACUUGACCUACAUUUAGCCGGAUAUAACCAGGAAGUAAGUUAUAAUGCAGACCGUGCUCUGUAUCUUUCAAGAUAACUUGGCGAGUUGAGCAACCAACGUUAUGGCGAAGUCUCUGGUCGUUUGGACAUGUAUUACCUCCUUUUGCUACAUUCUUCCAUCAAUUUCUACAGACGGUGAUUCCCUGAACAUCAGCGGGGUUCUGCAGAGGGUCUAUCUGAAGUCUCCCUCAUCCACAGAGACAAAGUGAUGCACAGUUUUACAAUACAAAACAACACGUAUGUGUGCAGCUUCAAGUCUAACCUCAAUACUGAAAGCAUAUCAGUGUACGUCCUUGAUGCGAGGUUGGGACAAGGAACUCCAGGGCAAUGCUUAUCACAGCUAUCUGUCCUGCAUGAGAGCUACAUCUCAACAAGUCAUUGUUCAACAGAGUUCCAACCGUUUGAGAUACUGGACGUAACACUGGAAUCCCAACUACAUAUUUACUUCAAAGAUACCCCAAGGCUGUCUUCGGGAUUAAUUUGGCUUCUGGUCAAUGCAUCAGAACCCUUUAAUGUCACGUGUGAAACUGUGGAACGGACGACCAUUGGUACAAGCACCGUGACAACAGUCAACCAGGUUUCCUUUACAGACUACAGUAUAAUAUCAGGAUCCAGCAGAACAACGAUGCUAACGAUGACCCAUAAUGUAGUUUCCACUUUGACUGCGGACAACAACACUGAUGUUGCAGGACAAUCGGAAAAUACCACUGGUGCAAUAGCUGGUGGAGUUGUGGCCACAGUCGUAGCUGUCUUGUUUGUAACAUUGGUAUCAGUGUGGAUCAUACGGCACAGACGAACGAAUAGCAAAAGAGAAGGAGAAGACCGAAUCACUUUCUAAAGAUGCCAAGCCUGAUAUGACCUACAGUUUGGCCGGUAAGAUCCCACAGAACAACUACCAUGAAAUCCAGGAACUCAGGACACAGAACAGUGACUAUCACUACGCUACUGCGGACGGCAUGGUGCUUCCUCCAACUACAAACACGUAUUUUACCAUCGAACCUGGUUGGGGGCAAACUGCAAAAGAGACAAUUCAACAGCCUCUGCAGCUGAAGGCGAGUAUGAUCACAUUGGAGACAAGCCAUCCCAACAGACAAGUGACUACGAUACAACAGUUUCGGUGGCUCAACCAGGAAAUAUUGGAGAAGACGAUUACGGUUACAAUCUCUUCCAAAAGAAAGUCAACCCUCAGACACACCAGAAUGACUACGACACUGCUGCCUCUGCAACCUCAGGCAGUUGCCCAACUCCAGUACUACCGAAAGGAACACAGAUGAAGACGAUUAUGACCAUUGUCAAAGGGGAACCAAUGCUUCUGAGAUCGUUAGCUCGCCGUAUGAUACUACAUCAGGAAUUGACGAUAACCCUGAUUAUUCUGUUGCGGGGCAAAUGAAAUGAGCAUAUCCCGAAAUUGGAAUAUGUGUGUAUGUUCUGAUUCGUAUCGUACAUGCGCAUUUAUCUAAAUAAUCAGAUGUCUUGAACUUGACCAUGUCCUCAUUUGGGCCACUGAACAAUUUUCCUGAUUACAUCCUUUUUUAUCAAUAUCACAAA